CUUGGGCUCGCCUCGACCGCCGCCCAUGGGGAACAGCCACUGCGUCCCUCAGGCCCCUAGGAGGCUCCGGGCCUCCUUCUCCAGGAAGCCCUCGCUGAAGGGAAAUAGAGAGGACGGCGCGAGGAAGCUGGCUGGCCUGUUGGGCACCGAGGCCGGUCCUGACCAGGAGGCCACCGCCGACAAGAUCUUCUGCUACAUCCCUGGGACGGACAUUCGAGACUUGGAGAGCCAGCGAGAAAAUCUAGAGCAGCCGUUCCUGAGUGUGUUCAAGAAGGGGCGGCGGAGGGUGCCUGUGAGGAAUCUGGGCAAGGUUAUACACUAUGCCAAAGUCCAGCUGCGGUUCCAGCAUAGCCAGACAGGCAGCCCUGCUCUCCUGCAGGACAUCAGUGACUGCUAUCUGGAGCUGUUCCCCUCCUACCUCUACUUCCAGGCCCAUGGUUCCAAAGGACUCACCUUUCAGGGGCUGUUACCACUGAUGGAGCUGAGUGUCUGCCCUCUGGAGGGCUCCAGAGAGCAUGCCUUCCAGAUCACAGGCCCGCUGCCCGCUCCCCUUCUCGUGCUCUGCCCCAGCCAGGCUGAGCUGGGCCGCUGGCUGUAUCACCUAGAGAAACAGAAGGCCCUCGUGGGAGGGCAGCACUGCCUCUCAUCGCCACCACAGGGCCCCCCAGAAGACGAGCUGCCCUGGACUCUGCAGCGCAGACUGACCCGGCUGCGGACAGCAUCGGGGCGUCAAAUGGUGGGCAGUGCCAUCUGUGCCUCGAGGGUCAAGCUUCAGCAUCUGCCUUCACAGGAACAAUGGGACCGGCUCUUGGUCCUGUACCCAACAUCCCUGGCCAUUUUCUCUGAGGAAGCAGAUGGGCUUUGCUUUAAGGGGGAGCUCCCACUCAGCGCCAUCCACAUCAACCUGGAGGAGAAGGAGAAGCAGAUCCGCUCUUUCCUCAUCGAAGGCCGUCUCAUCAACACUAUUCGUGUGCUGUGUGCCAGCUACGAGGACUACAGCCACUGGCUGCUCUGCCUGCAGACUGUCUCCCGCAGGGAUGGAGCUCCCGCACUGCCCGGCCCCGAGAGCUUCCCAGGGCUGCGGGUGUCCCCACAGGUCACGGGUGGUGGCCGAGGGUCACUCUCCUCAGAGGGACGAACCAGCUGGGACUCGGGGUACCCAGCACCCCCCUCCACACACACCAGCCACUCUCUCCCUGAGUCUUCAGUGCCGUCCACCACAGGCUGCCCCACCCAGCCCACGCCCGACCAGGCCAACCCUGGCUGCAUCAGCAGGCAGAGGGCAGAGCUGAGACGGAGCAGCAGCAGCCGGUCACCCAGGAGCAAGGCUCGGGGCGAAGGGCCCGGCCUGGCCACCUCGUUGUUCUUGGACCUGACCAAGCUGAGCCCGGAGGGCAACCCCGAGACCCCAGAGCAGCCUCCGGAGACCCCACACUUCCCACUCUAUGCCGAUCCCUACACCCCACCUGCUACCUCCUAUCACAAGAUCACAGACGUCCAGGGCCUGGAUGAGUUCCUCAGUGCAAUGCAGAGCUCACUUGGACCCGAGUCCUCGAGCCCAUUCCCCUCGGUCCCCGUGUCUGUGCCUGUCUCCGCCCCCAGCUCUGGGCUCCCCGGUCCCCACUUGCUCUCCCAGAAGGGAGCCCUGCAGCCCCGAGCCUCUCAGCGGCACCGAAGCUCUGUCAAGGGCCAGGGCCCAGGAGCCGCAGCCUCCCCGCAGCAUGCCUCCCCAGUGAGAGAAGUCUCGCCUGACCAGCUGCUGCCUCCCUCAGGUGGCCGUCCCCUCAGAAGCUACGACAACGCCUGGGACAAAGCUUCAUCUCCCUCCCACAAGCGGUGGCCCCGCGCACCUGAGGCUGGUGGGGGGCUCAUCCAGUGGAUCUGAUGGCCCCUGGGCCGGCUGGUCCUCAGGACCACCUGCCAGCCUUAACCCUGGAGGGGGGUCUGCCGCAGAGCCUGGGUCUUUCUUUGUAGAGCCACAGGCUGACCAGCACCCAGUACCUGAACCCCAGCUGAUGCUGAGUCAGCGUCUGACCCCAGCGGGGUGCAGGGGUCUCCAGAACUCUGAGACUCCCUGGGCUCUGGAGGGGCCAGGCAGAAGGCCUCAUACCGAAGCUGGCCUGGCGACAUUGCCGUACCACAGAUCAGAGCAGGAUGCGUGGAGGCCCCAAACUUCAACCUUUCCUCCAGGGAAGGAAUGGGGGAGGCCACUUGGUGCAGGCUUUACCUGGGGUGGGAGAACAGUGUAGGUGUGAAGGCCAGAGGGCUGAGAAAGAUUAGUGAGGGUCAGAGCACGUGAGGUCAGAGAGCACAGA
This is a messenger RNA of Hyaena hyaena (striped hyena), 2315 nucleotides long. It is a transcript of the gene PLEKHN1, whose product is annotated as pleckstrin homology domain containing N1. Gene Ontology annotation, molecular function: cardiolipin binding; phosphatidylinositol phosphate binding; phosphatidylserine binding. NCBI's taxonomy places the organism in Eukaryota, Metazoa, Chordata, Mammalia, Carnivora, Hyaenidae. The coding region runs from base 26 to 1885 and encodes 619 amino acids. Gene Ontology annotation, cellular component: mitochondrial membrane; cytoskeleton. Gene Ontology annotation, biological process: response to hypoxia; positive regulation of apoptotic process; 3'-UTR-mediated mRNA destabilization. The transcript has 16 exons. The record is from RefSeq and is a predicted model, not a curated record.